GUGCCCUGGUAGACUAUAGGAAGUCCAUGCCUUGUCUGCAAAGUGUGUUUUCCUUGCUUUGACGAAUUAAAGAUCAGAGGAAAGGAGGCAUAGAGGAGUUUGUAUGGGAAUUGCCUGGUAUAGCAAUGGAGGACUUAAAGACUGCUGCUUAUAAUAUACUAACAAUAUGGCUUACACUGGUUGUUGUUCUCAUCUUGUUGCCGUCAAUGUUUGGCGUCUCCCUGGGGAUCUCUGAAGUGUAUAUGAAGAUCCUAGUGAAAGUUUUAGAGUGGGCCACUUUAAGGAUUCAGAAAGGAUUUAAAGAUAAGGAGAAACUCCAUGUCUCUGCAUCCAAUGGUAUUAUACAGAGAGAUCAGUCCCCAAUGGAGACAGAGAUUGGAGGCUUGAGAAAAAGUAGGAGUCAGGACAUACAGCAAGGAGACUUUGAACUUGGGGAUGUCUUCUAUUUUGCAAAGAAGGGAUUUGAAGCUAUUGUUGAAGAUGAGGUCACUCACAGGUUUUCCUCAGAAGAACUCAUCUCUUGGAACCUUCUUACUAGGACCAACAACAACUUUCACUAUGUCAGUCUCCGAGUCACACUCAUCUGGGUGCUGGGAUUAUUUGUGCGCUACUGUAUUCUUCUGCCUUUACGUGUUACCCUUGCAACAAUUGGGAUCAGCUGGCUAGUAAUAGGAGCAACACUUGUUGGACAACUACCAAAUAGCAGGAUGAAAAAUUGGUUCAGUGAACUGGUUCACCUGAUGUGUUGUCGGAUAUGUGCCCGAGCUCUCUCCAGUGCAAUUCAGUACCACAACAAAGAAAACAAGCCUAAAAAAGGAGGAAUUUGUGUUGCCAACCACACCUCUCCUAUAGAUAUCAUUAUCUUGGCUAAUGAUGGCUGCUAUGCCAUGGUUGGACAAGUUCAUGGGGGCCUGAUGGGAAUUAUUCAGAGAGCUAUGGCAAGAGCUUGUCCUCAUGUAUGGUUUGAACGAUCUGAAAUGCGAGACCGCCAUCUUGUGACAGAAAGGCUUAGAGAACAUGUAUCUGACAUAUCAAAACUGCCAAUUCUUAUUUUCCCUGAAGGAACCUGCAUCAAUAAUACAUCUGUAAUGAUGUUUAAAAAGGGAAGUUUUGAGAUUGGAGGAACCAUUUACCCAGUUGCAAUAAAGUAUGACCCCCAGUUUGGUGAUGCUUUCUGGAACAGCAGUAAAAAUAGCAUGGUGAGCUAUCUUCUGAGAAUGAUGACAAGCUGGGCCCUUAAGUGCAAUGUAUGGUACCUUCCUCCAGUGAAUAAACAGGAGGGUGAAGAUGCUGUUCAGUUUGCCAAUAGAGUGAAAUCUGCUAUUGCCAAACAAGGAGGACUUGUUGAGCUCUCAUGGGAUGGAGGACUGAAAAGAGGCAAAGUUAAAGACUCAUUUAAAGAAGAGCAACAGAAAAAUUACAGCAGGAUUAUUGUAGGGGAAAAUAAGUCUUUAAAACCAACAACCCACUGAUAAUCUUUUUGGUGUUCUUUUUUGGACUCUUAAAAUACCUCUGAUUUUGCCAGAAUAGCUUUCACUGAGGCACAAAGAAUACUUUUGUAUUGUAUUUACUUUUUUUUACAGCUUGAACCACCAUCUUGGAUGCUGCAUAAUUGGAUUUACCCUAUGUUGGAUGAAUAUGAAACUUUUA
Xenopus tropicalis (tropical clawed frog) is the source of this 1650-nucleotide messenger RNA. It is a transcript of the gene gpat3, whose product is annotated as glycerol-3-phosphate acyltransferase 3. NCBI's taxonomy places the organism in Eukaryota, Metazoa, Chordata, Amphibia, Anura, Pipidae. Bases 126 to 1472 code for a protein of 448 amino acids. Gene Ontology annotation, molecular function: acyltransferase activity, transferring groups other than amino-acyl groups; acyltransferase activity. The record is from RefSeq and is a predicted model, not a curated record. The transcript has 12 exons. Gene Ontology annotation, cellular component: endoplasmic reticulum membrane.